This is a messenger RNA of Pseudoliparis swirei, 4836 nucleotides long. It is a transcript of the gene asap3, whose product is annotated as ArfGAP with SH3 domain, ankyrin repeat and PH domain 3. Gene Ontology annotation, cellular component: cytoplasm. NCBI's taxonomy places the organism in Eukaryota, Metazoa, Chordata, Actinopteri, Perciformes, Liparidae. The transcript is spliced from 26 exons. Gene Ontology annotation, molecular function: GTPase activator activity; protein binding. The coding region runs from base 192 to 3152 and encodes 986 amino acids. The record is from RefSeq and is a predicted model, not a curated record. Gene Ontology annotation, biological process: positive regulation of GTPase activity.
ACUCCUCGGGUCGAGCUUCAGACACGUUGUUCACCUCAAGGCGCUCUGAGGGGUCAGCUCUCUCUGAACACAGCCUCUUGUAUGGAGGAGCAAAGUCUUUAUUGUUCAUCAAAUGGGAAUCACGUGCGCGCGUGAAACUUCGGCUCGCGUUCCCCUCCAGUGAUCGUCAGAUUGUGCGCGGAGCUCUCAACAUGCCGGAGAGAAUCAGUAUUUCGGACUUUGUGGUCCUGACCAACGAGGAUUUGUCUUCGCCGGGGACUUCAAGUUUUCAGUCCAAAAUGAGCGACUGUCGGAACACAGUUUCAACCGUGGAUGAGUCUCUGGAGAUGGACCACACCGCUCUGCAGAGGAUGAAGAAGAUGAUCAAAGCUAUACACACCUCUGGACUCUCCCACGUUGACAACAAGGAGCAGUAUGUUGAGCUGCUGGAGAACCUGGGGAACAGCCACCUGACCCAGGACAACAACGAAGUCUCCACAGGGUUCCUCAACCUGGCUGUGUUCACCAGAGAGGUCACGGCCCUCUUCAAAAACCUGGUGCAAAACCUCAACAACAUCAUGGCAUUUCCUUUGGAAAAUGUGCUGAAGUCAGAACUCCGGGACAGCAGACUAGAGCUCAAGAAACAGAUGGAGAAGAGUUGGAAGGAGUAUGACGUGAAAAUAGGGAAGCUCGAGAAGGAGAAGACCCGGCAGCUGGGUCUGAUCAAGGCCGAGGGAUCGGACGGCGGGGAGGACAUGGAGAGGGAGAGGCGGACCUUUCAGCUGCAGAUGUGUGAGUAUCUUUUGAAGAUCCAGGAGCUCAAGGUGCGGCAGGGUCCUGAUCUUCUCCAGAGCCUCAUCAAAUAUUUCCAGGCCCAGCUCAGUUUCUUUCAGGACGGGCUGAAAGCUGCAGAGAAUCUCACUCCCUUUAUCGAGAAGCUCGCCGCUUCCGUCCACACGGUGCGCGUGGAUCAGGAUGAGGAGGUGAAACAGCUCACCCAGUUGAGGGAUUCUCUACGAUUACUUCUGCAAGUGGAAGGGAAAGAGGAGUAUCUGAACAGGAAGAACUCUGGCAAUGGGUAUAGCAUCCACCAACCACAGGGCAACAAGAAGUACGGGACGGAGAAAUCUGGCUUCCUGCUCAAGAAGAGUGAUGGGAUCAUGAAGGUUUGGCAGAAGAGGAAGUGUGGAGUGAAAUUUGGCUGCCUGACAAUUUCCCACAGCACGAUCAAUCGACCGCCAGCCAAGUUGAACCUGCUGACCUGUCAGGUGCGACCAAACCCGGACGACCGGAGGACCUUUGACCUGGUCACCCAUAAUCGGUCAUACCGUUUCCAGGCAGAAGACGAACAGGAAUGUAUGAUUUGGGUGUCGGUGCUGCAGAACAGCAAGGAGGAGGCCCUGAACACAGCGCUGGUGGGCGACCAGCUCCACCUCCAGGACAGCGGGCUCCAGGAGCUCUCCCGGGGAAUCAUCGCAGAGCUUCGGCACAUGCCCGGCAACGAGGCCUGCGCCGACUGUGGAGCACCGGAUCCAACGUGGCUGUCCACCAAUUUGGGCAUCCUGACCUGCAUCGAGUGCUCUGGCAUCCACAGAGAGCUGGGUGUCCACUACUCCAGGAUCCAGUCCCUCACCCUGGACCUACUGAGCACCUCGGAGCUUCUGUUGGCCGUCAGUAUUGGCAACACCAGAUUCAAUGACGUCAUGGAGGCCGGCCUUCCAGAUGACUCCGUCAAACCGUUGCCACAAAGUGACAUGAACGCCAGGAAGGAGUACAUCGUGGCGAAGUACGCCGAGCGCCGGUACGUCCUGCGGAGAGAAGACGCCGACCCCGGCCGGCUGCACGAGGCCGUGAGGAGUCACGACCUCGCCGCUCUCCUCCAGCUCUACGCCGAGGGAGCCGACGUCUCCAAACCGCUGACCCCGCCCGACGGACCGGGCAUCAAAGAGACGGCGCUCCACCUGGCCGUGCGGCAGGAGGAAAGGAGCUCUCUGGCGCUCGUGGAUUUCCUCUGCCAGAACAGCAACUGCCUGGAGAAGAGAACGGCGGAGGGAAACACGGCUCUUCACUACAGCGUCCUGCAUCACAAGCCCGAGUCCCUCAAGCUGCUGCUCAAGGCGAAGGCCGCUCUGCACACAGUGAACUCUGCAGGAGAAACGGCCGUUGAUAUCGCACGGAGGCUGCAGCAUGCACAGUGUGUCGAGCUGUUGGAGCUGGCCCAGAGUGGGAAGUUUAACUCUCAGAUCCAUGUGGAUUUCAUGUGGGAUAUCUCCCAGUCUCAGGAGUUUUAUGACAGCGAGGAUGACCUGGAUGAGAGGGUGAGUCCUUUACCCACAAGCCGCUCUCCUCGAGCCUCAAACGGAGGCGGUGCCUUUGCCCGCUGGAGCAUGGGUAAUGGAGCUGGUAGUCAUGCUGGGAUCCGGCCAUGUCAGACAUAUGAGAAUCUAGACUUUCUCUACAAUAAUCCUCCAGUCAACAGCGCCCCCUCUGGAACGUCAACGCCGCCACCACUGCCAGCUAAAUCCAUCCUGAGAGGUCGCUCAGACCCCCAGAUUUCCAUCACAACAAAGGAUGGAAACCCGCUCCUACGUCGAUGCUCCGGCCCCCAGACACAGGCGAGAUAUCGGCCCCCCUCACCCAGCACAGAAAACCAAGGCCACGGGGCGAGACCCCCCAGGUCUCCCGUAGGACAGGGCGCUCAAAGCAGCGUCACGCCAUCGUCCUCUCCGAGCUCCAUCGGGCCCGUCAGUUCAGAGAAGACGACGUCGUAUCGCCGGACCAACGGCGCCGGAGGCCACCAGGGGAAGUGUGGCGCGUUGUCUCCGAGCUGCGUGGGCAGCCAGGAGGAGCUCUACUGCAGCCAAGCGGGUACCGGGCCCGGCCUCGGCCCGGCUCCUGCUCCUGCUCCGGCACCGCCGCCCUCACCGACGGUGACUUGUGUCCCGCGACCCCGCAAGAACGCCAUGGUCUCCGGCAGCAGGCCACAUCAGAAGCGCGUCAAGGCUUUAGUGGACUGCAGAGCGGUCAGUGCCGAGCAGCUCGCCUUCUUCAAAGAUGAGAUCAUUGUGGUCACAGGCACUCAUGACCCCCACUGGUGGGUUGGUCAAAUCGAGGGGGACCCGUCCAGGAGUGGGACCUUUCCUGUCAACUAUGUACACAAAGUAACGGACUGAAGGGACGGGGAACGAUGGAACUACUGUGUGGCAACAUAACUGAGCCAGCAUGGGAUGCUUACUGGAAACCCGUUUUCAUCACAGUGGAUUUUAAUCUACCGAGUGGAUCGAUCUCCGACUCGAGGGUUUGAGCUACCUGAGAAUAUUUCCUUCAUGGGGAUUUACAAGAUACCUCCGGAUGAAUGGCACUGUUUUAUGAAUUUAUAACUUUUUAAACAUAUACUCAUUCUGAACCAAUAAGGGAAGGGUUGGCCUAUUCUGGUUUCUUAACCAUGCAUCACUAAUAGGUACGAUGGCACUUGUUGUGUAGAAACUGCUUUAUUACAUCCAUUUAACUCGUAAUUCUACAUGUUGAAGUUGUCCAUGCUGAUCUUGAGGCCAAACUUACCUGCCGGGCAACACCCUGUAAGGCACUUUAAACUCAUUGAGAAACAAUCUUCUGAAGAGUUGUCAGCAUUUCUGUAAAUAGUUAGAAGGCCCUCUAUUAAACCAUCGUAUACCGACUUGGAGUUGAGUUUUGAACCCAGUGUCUGCUGCAGCCUGGGACUCUGAGAGUGGCUUUGUGCCGCCAGUCUGUCUCCAACAGGACAGCAGGCGCCUUGGCGGAGGUCUGAAUCCUGAGCUCGGCCAUCUCGACCCGGGGCGCCGCGCCUGCAGGGAGAGGAUCCGGUUUCUCCCGGCAUCUGUCUCCGCAGAACCUGGAAUAGCAACAGUGCGUUUCAGAAAAUCAACUCUCUGCAGAAAUGGAACUCAAAGAGAGCUUGUUAGCAGCUGCACCACACUGCAGUCGUUUGUUCACACACACACACUGACUGGACACACACACACACACACACUGACUGGACACGUGUGCACACAAGCACACUUGCACUUCCAUUACACAGUAGAUUUAGGAACCUUUAGAGAUGAAACUGCUCCACUUUUUAUAUUAGUGACUCAUGUCACACAUUUCAUAGCCAUUAGACAGAAUUUGUUGUACAGACUUGUAUAUAAAUCUCCAUUGAUGUACAGUAUACACCACCCAUUUUCUCAGCUGUUAUGCAUUAUAAAGGAUUAUUUUAUUCGUAUUACUCCAUGUUGGUAAUUUGAUCUCUAAUCUCGUGUCACGUUCCAUUAGUCAUCUUAAUGGCUGUCAGAGAAACGAGCUGGGAAUAGACCCGGUGUGUGUUCAGUGUGCAGCAUUUAAGGCGAUCUAGUGGCAGAAAUGGAAUAUACUGUUAAGUAUGUAUUCUUUAGUUUAUCACUUGAAUAUUAUAAUUAUGUUUUUUAGCAGUCGUUAAUAUCUACGUUCAGGGUCCUCUCCGCAGACCCGGCUGCCGUGUUUCUACGGUGGCCCAGACUGGACAAACCAAACCCUGCUCUACAGAAGGCCGUUAGUGUUUUGGCGUUUUCCUCCGACACGGGAGAAACUACAGCUGGUUGUAAUCUCAGCCUCAGCGCUAGACGCCACCAAAUGCUACAAACUAGACCAUUAAACGGGCGCGUCUGUUGCCUUGUUAUAGUAUAACGUAUUAAAAUAAUAAUAAUCAGGAGACGGGCAUGUUAUCGGAUAAAUGCAACGCAGGACUUGACUGUAUUAAAGUACAACUGUGGGAACUGUUGUCAAAUGUAAACAAUCGUACAUUCAUUUUAGGCUAUUUGUAAAUACACAUAACAUGUUUUAAUAAAGUUCCAUGCAGUCUUA